GGCGAGGGCGAGGGCGAGACGACGAGCGCGCGCGCCCGGGUUCUACGUGGGCCUAGGGGCAGUACGGGGGGCGACGCAGGGGCGCGCGCUCCCUGGCUUGCCAGGCGGCCGCCAGCUUCCCGGGCUGGCCGGGAUGGCGCCUCCUCCGCCUUCCCCCCAGCUGCUUCUCCUGGCAGCCCUUGCGGGGCUCCUAGGUCCUAGUGAGGUAAGGCGACGCGCUGCCGAGCAGGCUUCGGCCUGGGAUCCCAAAGCGCUUUGCCGAAAGUUCGUCCUGGAAGGAGGGGUGGUGGCCGAGCCGGAGGAGGAAGUGGGAGCCCGUUGUCCCGAGGGCCUGUGGCCUCUGCCGCCACAGGUGUCACCGAGAGUGACUUACGCGAGGAGGAGCCGAUGGCAGGCCGAGGAUGUCCGCUUCUUCUACCACCCCUGCGCACAUCCUUGGCUGAAGCUCCAGCUUGCCCUCCUGGCCCACGUUUGUGUGGCCCAGCCCUCACUGGCCGCUGACGCUAGCCUUACUCAGGAGCGGCCCCUGGUGUUGGCAGCAUGGGGCGUGGUGCUGGAGAUGGCGUGGAUAGAGCCGGCCCAGGCUGCCCACUUGCUGAAGAGGAGGUGGUGGCGGAGGCAGAGGAAGAAGGCGUGGCUCUGCUCUGAUGGGCUUUCUGGGUCCUUGGUGCCAAGGCCAGGUAGAGGGAGGCUGUGCUGGAGAGGGUGUGUGCAGGCUCCAGCUUUGGCCUUUACUCUGUGGAGAUGGUGGCCCCCUGGUGCAGAGGAGGCAACUAGAGGGCCCAGGCACCUGUCUCCUGGUGGUGCCAAGAGGCGGGGGCUGCGGGCUGCCCUUGGUCUCCGGCCCACCCCCUCAGGCCCGAGGUUCUCCUCUGCUUCCCCGCAGAGCCAGAGGCCCCGGCAGCCAAUGUUGGCUGCCCGGGCUGCCGGGGGUGAGGCGCCAUCUGUGCCCACUCCCCCCAUGCUGCCUGAGGGGCUUGGAGGCAAUGCCAGCUCCAGGCUAGAGGCUCCAGUGCCCAAAGGGCAGAGCAGCUCAGGGAGCUGCACGUGUCCAGGGGAGGCUUCCCCAGCCCCUCAGGCAGCCGCGCCUCCGCGGGUGGCCCGGGGCCCCACCCCGCGCACGGAGGAGGCCGCUUGGGCUGCCAUGGCCCUGACUUUCCUGUUGGUGCUGCUCACUCUGGCCACGCUCUGCACUCGGUUGCAUCGAAACUUCCGACGGGGGGAGAGCAUCUACUGGGAGCCCACGGCCGACAGCCAGGAUACGGUGGCCGCUGUGCUCAAGAGGAGGCUGCUCAUGCCCCCGCGCCGGGUCAAGCGCUCCCGCCGGAGACCCCUGCUCCCACCUACGCCGGACAGCGGCCCAGAUGGGGACAGCUCCGACUGACCUGCCCUGGCCCUGCCACCGUGGCAGGUUUGCUUUGUCCCCCGGGAGGCCGCGACCUCUGCCACGUGGACCCUGUGCAGGGUCGCCCCCUGGUGGCCAGACGGAGCAGACCCGCCUCAGCACUGCGAAGGGGCUCGUCCCUGUGGUGUGUUCCGCUCUUCCGGUGAGGAAAGGGGCCCUUUCCGCCUCCCUUGCCUGUGUUUCUAAUUAAAUUAUUUUGGUAGAGUC
This is a messenger RNA of Lutra lutra (Eurasian river otter), 1612 nucleotides long. RefSeq names its product tumor protein p53 inducible protein 13 (gene TP53I13). The record is from RefSeq and is a predicted model, not a curated record. The coding region runs from base 134 to 1384 and encodes 416 amino acids. Lineage: Eukaryota; Metazoa; Chordata; Mammalia; Carnivora; Mustelidae. Gene Ontology annotation, cellular component: cytoplasm. The transcript has 7 exons.